Molecule: messenger RNA, 2133 nt
Organism: Aureobasidium melanogenum CBS 110374
Lineage: Eukaryota; Fungi; Ascomycota; Dothideomycetes; Dothideales; Saccotheciaceae
Product: kinesin-domain-containing protein
Exons: 3
Coding region: 1-2133 (710 amino acids)
Biological process (GO): microtubule-based movement
Cellular component (GO): kinesin complex; microtubule
Molecular function (GO): ATP binding; ATP hydrolysis activity; microtubule binding
Source: RefSeq, a predicted model, not a curated record
AUGAGCGUCCGGGUCGUCGCGCGUAUCCGACCCUUGCUCAAGCAGGAACUGGAGAAGGACACUAUUGUCGAGGCCGCAACAACCGCUUCAGAGCCAUCGGCUGCUCCCUCGAUCGUGCGCAUCCCGAAUCCCAAGAACGAGGCCGAAGCUUUCAGUUUUCAGUUCAACAGCGUCUACGACCAGCAGGCCACACAACAACAAGUCUUUGACAACGAGAUUUCUCCCACCGUCAAGCAUCUGUUCAAGGGCUUUGAUGUGACCAUCUUUGCAUAUGGAGUCACAGGAACCGGAAAGACGCACACCAUGCGUGGUGGAAAAUUACUGGCAGACAGGGGUGUCAUCCCACGCUUGCUCAGCAGCAUCUACCGCAGAAGUCGUAAGAUUGAGAAGGACACCGAAGGCGAUACCAAAGUCGAUGUCGCCAUGAGCUACUACGAAAUCUACAACGACCGCGUCUAUGAUCUGUUCGAAGCCCCUGAGAAGCGCACCCCUGCUGGUUUGCCUAUUCGCGACAACAAUGGCAAGACGGUUGUCGUUGGCUUGACCGAGAGACCUUGCACCUCGCUCAAGGACUUUGAAUCUCUUUACGACCAAGCCAAUGUCAACCGUUCUACUUCUGCUACAAAGUUGAACGCACACUCCUCGCGCUCUCAUGCAGUUCUCUGCGUCAAGGUAACUCAAGUAACUGGCAACGAGGUUCGUGUAAGCACAGCAAGCGCCAUCGAUCUGGCUGGCUCCGAAGACAACCGCCGCACCGACAAUGGUAAGGAGAGAAUGGUCGAGUCUGCAAGUAUCAACAAGUCUCUCUUCGUUCUCGCUCAAUGCGUCGAGGCUAUCAGCAAGAAACAAAGUCGCAUUCCAUACCGCGAGUCCAAGAUGACACGAAUUCUGUCUCUUGGUCAGAACAACGGUCUGACAGUCAUGAUCUUGAACCUGGCACCAGUCAGAAGCUACCACCUUGAUACUCUCAGCUCCUUGAACUUUGCGAACCGAACAAAGAAGAUUGAAGUCAACGAAGUCGAAAACAGACCUUUCUUCCGCACUGCACCAAAGCCUGAAUCCAAGUCUGGAAUUCCUUCAGUACCUCUGGCUAACCGCCAGCCUUUGAGGCCAAAAGCAUUGUCACACAACGUUGUCCCUAGCAAGGAGCAAGCCGAAAAGGACAAGAUCGAGAAGCCAGUCAAGGCUUUCUCUGUUUAUUCUGAUAAGCCCAAGACAACUGCCAUUUCGCGCCCUGGCCACCUCUCUGGACAAGGCCACCCGCGUACCGCUGAGGCACAGAAGCGCACUAGUAGUGAAGCUGUACCAACUAUUAACAGACCGUCGAAGGUGCUCAAGUCGACUGUAGCAGCCAGACCAGAGACCAUGUCACAAAAGUCAAUUGAAGAGCUCAUCGAGAGGAAGGUGGCCGAAAAGCUAGCCGAGCAGGCACUUAGCGCAAAGCUUCCAGCAGGAACAGAAAUCUCACCAGACGUACAAGCACGAUUGAUCGCUUUGGAGCGUAGAGUCAUCGACCAAGAAUCAGCACGCGCGGAGGGCCUACAGUACCUGCUCAUGGCCAAACAGCACACCGUGCGCGGUGAAGAAGUCAGCGCCCUCAAAAUGUACCAGCUCGCAUUACCUUACUUCCCAGACAACCAAAAGCUGGCGCAGAAGAUGCUCAAGCUGCAGGAGAAGAUCAACCGCAAAGAAGAGGAACGCAGACCAAAAUCUGGCGGUGGAGUGCCUUUGAUGGCUGAUGACGGCGACGACGACGACUACCAACCCGAUGCGCACGAUCAAGACGACGAGGACGAGUCUGUGUUUGACAAUCACCAACGCGCGAAACCACCGUGUUCGCAACGACACAGUGCAGACUCUGAUUCAGAAGAUGAGCUGGCACAUUCACUCAUCAACACUGGACCCGACCAGACCCCACGCUCCAAGCACAUCCUGCGUAUCAUCAACAGCCGUGACGUCGCUCAAAUCCGUCUGCUCAAAGGCGUGGGUGCCAAGAAGGCAGAAAUGAUCGUCAAUGCACUUUGCGAGAUGGACGACGAGAUCAGACAUGUAGGUGAACUGGGCAGAUUGAAGGGUGUAGGUAUCAAAGGUGUCGAACGCAUGCGUGAGGGCUUGGCCGGUGUGAUGGCUUGA